Molecule: messenger RNA, 2702 nt
Organism: Lingula anatina
Lineage: Eukaryota; Metazoa; Brachiopoda; Lingulata; Lingulida; Lingulidae
Product: E3 ubiquitin-protein ligase TRAF7-like
Biological process (GO): Notch signaling pathway; ribosomal large subunit assembly
Cellular component (GO): nucleolus
Molecular function (GO): zinc ion binding; protein binding
Source: RefSeq, a predicted model, not a curated record
AAAACUAGAAACUAUUGAAGGACUGUUUGUACAAAGUCACACAGGUGAGAUAAAAACAACCAGGAAGUGAAAGGCGCAAAGUCUGACCUAGUUUCUCGCCCUACCAUUGGUCAGCAGUUUGGCAACACCUGCGACCUACUUACGCAGUCAUGGCGGAAGAGAGAACACCAACAAGGUUCACGCAGCCAAUUAACUCGCAUUUACUCUGUCCCUUGUGUAAGAAAUUGUUUACCGACCCGGUGAUUAGUGUCGUGUGCGGGCAUACAUUUUGUAGGGCGUGUAUCUCGGGUCUACAGAGAGGUGAAACAGGAGCAAAAUGCCCCAUUGAUGAGAGGACGUUCACCGAGUUAGUGCCGAACAGGGCUGUCCUUGGCCAAAUAGAGGAUCUUGAGAUCUACUGUCGCCAUGGGUUGACUUGGUCUGAAGAUGAGCAUGAAUUCGUGCUGGAGCCUUCUGGCUGCCCAGAGAAAAUCAAUUUAGGUAACAGACUUCACCAUGAGGAGAGGUGUCAGUACGCCUGGAUCACUUGCCCUAACAGUGAGGGGAAGUUCUGUGGUAAAAUGCGUAGGAAAGAGCUAGAGCACCACUUAUUGUCAUGCUGCCAUCAUAAAUGUUCACAUAAAGAUAAAGGUUGCAGUUUUACGGGAACUAAAUCCGGUGUCUUGGACCAUUUGAAGAUUUGUGGCUUUCGUGCUCUACAGGGUCUUCAUUCUUAUACAAAUUCAGCAAAACAGCUUGAAGAUUUGAAACAGGAAAAUUUUAAACUGAAGCAAUCAGUGAAUGAGCUAACAAGUAGAGUGAAGACAUUAGAGGAUCAAAAAUUAACAAUGUCUUCACAAAUAGAAAAUUGUAUGAGUGUUCUGGCAUCCUUACAGCAGAAGUAUGACUCCCUCUCAGCAACCAACAAUACCAAGAAUGAUGCCCAGACAAAUAUGUCCAAUGUAGAGAAACGGCAGAGUAGGGGUUCGUAUGGGAUGGCUCGGACCACGUCCACCUCUUCACUGGGGAGUCCUGUGUCCAGUCCCUUGGGCAGUCCCAAGUAUGAAAAGUGGGUCAUGCCUUUCACUUUCAAGUGCAUGGGGACUUUGAGAGGUCACCAGGGGGCGGUACACUGUAUGGCACGUUAUGGAAACAAGCUGUUCAGCAGUGGUGCAGACAAACUCCUCAAAGUGUGGAACCUUCAUGCACUGGCGAAGGGGUGUAUACAGUCUGUGAAAGCUCAUAUUGAUACGGUGCAUACUAUAGCAGUUGGGGAGGGCUGCUUAUACAGUGCAGGAGCAGAUUUUACCAUCAAGAGGUGGAAUAUUGAAACUCUUGAAGAACAGCAAGUAGCACAGAGUGCUCAUGAAAAUGUGAUAUGUGCCAUGGUUUGCUGUGGGGAGUAUCUGUUCACAUCUUCCUAUGCCACAAUCAAGGUUUGGGAUGCCACAUCUCUGAGUCCCUUACACUCCAUAGAUGGUUUAUAUCACUGGGUUAGAGCACUGGCCCUGUCACAGUCCAAGGAUAAAGUCUACAGUGGCUCACACAAUACAAUAGAGAUAUGGGAUAGCACAGGGAAAUUUAACCUUAAAGGGAAAAUAGAUCACCAAUUUGGAUCCAUUUACUCACUGGUGGUAACUCAGCAAUAUAUCAUAGCAGGCACAUAUAAUCAAAACAUUCGGCUGUUUGAUGUCUUUACACAUCUACAUGUAAACACUCUGUUCGGCCAUGUUGGUGUUGUUGGGAGCCUGGUGGCGGCCUCUUCUGGUCGAUUUCUGUUCUCAGGAUCAGGUGAUGCCGUCAUUCAGGUUUGGAAUCUUGAGAACAAUCUCCCCAUUAUGAGCCUGUCUCGUCACGAGGGUCCAGUCAAUGCACUUACGCUACAUGGGGACUUCUUGCUCUCAGGGUCUGAUGACACUGAAAUCAAGGUAUUCAAACACUUUGAGAUGCAGAUGGGAUUUACGCCCACCUAAUUUGGCGCAGCAAGUGGACAACAUACAGAGCCCUUGUGCAUUCAGGAUAUCAUUUCUGGACAUAUGACUCCCUGGCCAUCUGUCAUAUUGAAGAAUGAAUGAUGAUACAUUCAUAGACAUUGCCUAUGAUUGUGGUUCAGCCCGAAAUGUGCAUACUCCCUGAAGAAUAAGAAGAACAAUAACAAGAAGUCAGAUAUCCAUAUACAAUAUGGGCUCAGCUCCGAAAGACAGGACUAAUAUGCUCCAAUGCUAAUAAUGCUCAACACUGCUUUUUUUACUCAUUCCUAUAGAUAUAAUAAUAUUUACAGUUUCCAAAAUCUCUUGCCAAAAUAUAGAUGCUUGAAUUAUGUUAUGUACUUAUUGAUGUCAUCAUUAGUGUUUUAAUAAGAAGCCAUUACAUAUUUUUACAAUAACAGAUACAAUGUUGGUGUUUUGUUCUGAAAGACCAACAUUUUGGAUAUUUUUUUAAACAAUUAUUUAUCCAAGAUGUCAUUAAAUUGUGUAUCUACCAUUGUUUCCUUAAGGAUAGGUUUUAUAUAUAAUUAUAGGUAUUUCAUUGUGGACAGAAUAUAUUUUAAAUACACUUAAAUAUACACAAAACGGUGGAAACCUUGCUUCAGUGAAUAUUUACUGUGAUAUGUUUUACUUGCUAAAAAGUCAACAUUAUUUCUAUAUUCAGCAUAUAAGAGCAAAAAUAUUCCCAAAUAUUCUCUGUAAAAAUAUGUCGUACAUUUUAUAAAAAUAAAAUCA